Strongylocentrotus purpuratus (purple sea urchin) is the source of this 1958-nucleotide messenger RNA. It is a transcript of the gene ift52, whose product is annotated as intraflagellar transport protein 52 homolog. Gene Ontology annotation, biological process: intraciliary transport; cilium assembly. The transcript is spliced from 13 exons. The coding region runs from base 42 to 1352 and encodes 436 amino acids. The record is from RefSeq and is a predicted model, not a curated record. Gene Ontology annotation, cellular component: centriole; intraciliary transport particle B; cilium. Lineage: Eukaryota; Metazoa; Echinodermata; Echinoidea; Camarodonta; Strongylocentrotidae.
UACAGCAUUCCUUACUUGACAUUCCUUUUUACACUAGAAAAAUGGCGCCGAUGACAAGGGAUGUGGGAGACAAGGGUCAGCGGACAUCCAUUGUCUUUGAUGUGUCAAAGAGGGAGCUCUUUUCAACGCAGAAUGGAUUCAAACAACUCAACAAGAAACUCAGAUCAAAUUGGAAAAUUGUCAGCAAUAAAGAUGAGAUUACAGACGAAAAGUUGACGAAUGCUAAGGUCUUUGUGAUUGCUGGACCAAGGGACAAAUUCACAGCACCAGAGUUUGAAGCCAUCAAGAAGUACAUGGAGAAUGGAGGCAGUGUGCUUGUCAUGGUAGGAGAAGGAGGAGAGACAAAGUUUGACACCAACAUCAACUUUCUCCUCGAAGAAUUUGGGAUCAUGGUAAACAAUGACUGUGUAGUCAGGACAUCCUACUUCAAAUACUUUCAUCCGAAGGAGGCGCUGGUAUCAAAUGGAAUUUUAAACAGAGCAAUUAGUCUAGCCGCGGGAAAGAUCACACCAGGUGGUGGUGAUGAAGAUGCACAGAAUGAUACACAAGCCUUGACAUACCUCUAUCCAUAUGGAGCAACACUGAACGUAGCCAAGCCUGCAUCUGCUAUCCUAUCCACAGGAACAGUCUGUUUUCCUCUUAAUAGACCGGUCUGUGCAUUACACUCCUCAAAAUACUCCAAAGGAAAGCUGGCCGUCAUAGGGUCCGUCCACAUGUUCUCAGACCAGUAUCUGGACAAGGAGGAGAAUAAUAAGAUCAUGGAUGUCCUCUUCAAGUGGCUGACCACAGAUGAAGUGGUUCUCAAUGCUAUAGAUGCCGAAGAUCCAGAGGUAUCGGACUACAACUUUCUGCCCGACACGGCUAAGCUAGCAGAUAAACUACGGACAUGCUUACAGGAGAACGAGGAGACGCCCAGAGAUUUCAACACUCUCUUUGAUAACACGUUGUACAGUCUGGACACCAAAGUGGUUCCUAAAGUUGUCAGAGCGUAUGAAGCCCUCAACGUGAAGCAUGAAAAUCUGUCGCUGAUUCAACCCCAAUUUGAAGUGCCCCUGCCUCCUCUUCAACCAGCCGUGUUUCCUCCAGCUUUCAGGGAACUUCCCCCACCAGCCCUAGAUCUGUUUGACCUAGAUGAAUCGUUCUCGUCAGAGAAAGCAAGACUGGCACAGAUCACAAACAAAUGUACUGAUGAUGAUCUGGAGUACUACGUUCGUGAGUGUGGAGAUAUCUUGGGCAUCAGCAUGAAGCUACCGGCAGACUCCAGGGAUGCUAAACACAUCCUGGAGCAUGUCUUCACACAAGUCGUGGAAUUCAAGAAACUCAACCAAGAUGCUGAUGAUGAAGUCAUGUGAUCCCAUACAGUACUCUGAUUGGACAACCUUCACCUUCAUCUGUCCUCUGUCGCUAGCACUGUCAACAUCUCAUGAAAGACGCCCAUGAAGGAAGCAACAUUCAGCAAUCAGCUGACUUUGAUAGAUGUUCACAGUGUAUAGAAGUGUAGCAGGACCAAGUAGCUAUUGCUUGCAGUAGACCGGUCUAAUAAUGUAUUCAACAUAUAUGGAUAUUUCUCAAAAAAUGCUCUUGAUGGUCCAAAAGCUUUCUUUCUCAGCUUUUCCAGUCAUAUCAACAGUUGAUAGAAGGAAGGUUAAUUUAUUGGUCCUAAUGUCUUGUUAAGAUAUGAUGCGGCCAAACUGUGGUAGUUUUUUAACAACGUAAAGUGUGAACAUGCUUCACACUUGUGUAUCCUAUAACACAGACCUCAGCGAAUACACACAGUCGCCAUUACAUGUAGAAAACCUGUGGACGUUUGGCACGUCAUAUCUGAAAGGGCCUUUCACUAUGAAUAUGACGGACAAAGAAAGAGGACAAAAUAUACAGUUCCUUAUUCUACCCUCAAUAAUUGCUGUAGUAGACAAAGGAACAUCCUUUCACUGCUAUUAUUUAAAAAUGUGUAGAAC